AUGUUAUAUUAACCUCUACGAUUGUCCCGCCGCAAAAUUUCCCAUCGAUCCUCCACACAUUCAAGAGCCCCUCUCCCUUUUGUUCUCCUUUCCCGUCGCUCAAUUCGUCGUGGAAGCCUCUCAAUUCCAAUCCGACAGGAUGUCCUCCAGCAACGAUGUCUACCAGACUCCCCUCAACUCGCGGUACUCGAGCGAUGAGAUGAAGUACCUCUUUUCCGCCAGGAACCGCUUCUCUACCUGGCGACAGCUGUGGCUCUGGCUGGCCGAGUCUCAAAAGGAGCUCGGUCUCCCUAUCACCGAUGACGCCAUUUCCCAGAUGAAGGCGCAUACUACGAUCCAGGACGAGGAGUUCAAGGUUGCCGCGGAGGAGGAGAAGCGCCGGAGACACGAUGUCAUGGCCCACGUCCACGCGUACGGACAGGUCGCCCCGGCUGCCGCGGGCAUCAUCCACUGGGGUGCCACCUCGUGCUACUGCACGGACAACGCCGAUCUCAUCUUCCUCCGCGACGGUCUCGACAUCCUGAUCCCCAAGCUGGCCGUCGUUAUCGAUAAGCUGUCCGCAUUCGCGCAGGAGCACAAGGACCUGCCUUGUCUCGGUUUCACGCACGGACAGCCUGCCCAGCUCGUCACCGUUGGCAAGCGGGCGUGCCUGUGGAUCCAGGAUCUGCUCAUGGAUCUGAGGAACUUGGAAAGGGCCCGCGAUGACCUGCGUUUCCGUGGUGUCAAGGGUACCACCGGUACUCAGGCUUCCUUCCUCCAGAUCUUCGAGGGUGAUCACAGUAAGGUCGAGCAGCUGGACGAGCUGGUGACCGAGAAGGCUGGUUUCAGCUCUGCUUUCAUCAUCUCCAGCCAGACGUACUCCCGAAAGAUCGACGUUGACGUUGGCAACGCCCUGGGUUCCUUCGGCUCCACUUGCGAGCGCAUUGGCAUCGAUAUCCGCCAUCUCGCGAUGCUCAAGGAGCUUGAAGAGCCUUUUGAGAAGGACCAGAUUGGCAGCAGCGCGAUGGCCUACAAGCGCAACCCCAUGCGCUCUGAGCGUCUUUGCUCCCUGGGAAGACACCUCCAGAACCUGCCCAAGGAUGCCUUGGACACCUACUCAGCGCAGUGGUUUGAGCGCUCUCUGGAUGACAGUGCUAUCCGCCGUAUCAGCGUCCCGGAGCUGUAUCUCACUGCCGAUGCUUGUCUCAUCCUGCUGAACAACGUCACCUCUGGCUUCGUCGUCUACCCCGAGGUCAUCAGACGCCAUGUGAACGAUGAGCUUCCUUUCAUGGCCACUGAGAACGUUAUCAUGGCCUGCGUCAAGAAGGGCCUUUCCCGGCAAGACGCGCAUGAGGAAAUUCGCGUCCUCUCCCACCAAGCCGCCGACAACGUCAAGAAGCACGGCAAGAACAACGACCUGCUCGAGCGCAUCCGCCGCACCGAGUUCUUCAGCCCCAUCCUCGGCGAGCUCGAAACCCUCCUCGACCCGAGCACCUUCGUCGGCCGCGCCCCGCAGCAGGUUGAGAAGUUCGUCUCGACGGAGGUCAAGCAGGUCCUCAAGCCUUAUGCGGCCCAGCUCGCCAAGGCGGAGACGUCCGCUCUUCAUGUUUAGGUACAUCACCACACUACAACAUUUACAUACAAUAUGUACACGUCUACAUAACACAUUUAUACACGAAUAUAGUUCAAUCUAACGGCUUGGUCACACGCGCAUCCACAUUAUCCUACCAUGUCUUAUAAAACGAAGAUAUCUGAAAAUUGAGAAGAAAAGCAAAUACAUCAGCCAAAACACUGACGCUAGCCCACCAUCGAUCCUGGUGUAUCAUCUAUCCUAUCCCUUUCCUUCAAUGCAAGCCCACCGUCCAGGCUGGUUCAGCAUCAUCUAUUGCCAUAAUAGCCUUUUGACAUCUACACAAAUCUAAGCCGGGCUGGGGCAGUCUGUAUCAUAAUUCACUAACCUAAACAAAAGCAGACCCAAUGAUAGUUAUUCAGUACGCACUUGUAUAAUUCUUCCUCCG
Messenger RNA from Aspergillus campestris IBT 28561, 1997 nucleotides. RefSeq names its product adenylosuccinase ADE13 (gene ade13). Gene Ontology annotation, molecular function: N6-(1,2-dicarboxyethyl)AMP AMP-lyase (fumarate-forming) activity; (S)-2-(5-amino-1-(5-phospho-D-ribosyl)imidazole-4-carboxamido) succinate lyase (fumarate-forming) activity. NCBI's taxonomy places the organism in Eukaryota, Fungi, Ascomycota, Eurotiomycetes, Eurotiales, Aspergillaceae. The record is from RefSeq and is a predicted model, not a curated record. Gene Ontology annotation, cellular component: cytosol. Gene Ontology annotation, biological process: 'de novo' AMP biosynthetic process. The coding region runs from base 140 to 1591 and encodes 483 amino acids. The transcript is spliced from 10 exons.